This is a messenger RNA of Dunckerocampus dactyliophorus (ringed pipefish), 2302 nucleotides long. Its product is annotated as thiosulfate:glutathione sulfurtransferase. Gene Ontology annotation, molecular function: protein binding; thiosulfate-cyanide sulfurtransferase activity. Lineage: Eukaryota; Metazoa; Chordata; Actinopteri; Syngnathiformes; Syngnathidae. Bases 152 to 970 code for a protein of 272 amino acids. Gene Ontology annotation, cellular component: mitochondrion. The transcript is spliced from 2 exons. The record is from RefSeq and is a predicted model, not a curated record.
GGGAGGGAGAGGCACUAAGAGGAGACAAAUAGGGGAUGUUGAGGAGGAGGAGGUAUUUGGGCGACAGCUUUGCACAGCGAGUCAACGCCAAGAGAACGCACGGAGAAAGACAAGAAAAGACAGUGGAAACAUUCAUCGCCGUCCAACAGACAUGACAUCACCCCACCCAACUAUGCUUCUCCUUUUUCUCAUGAGCUGGCCUCCCCUCAACUCCCGCCUCGCCGCUUUGGCCGCGUCGGCCGCUUCGGCCGAUUUGGCCGAUUCAGCCGAUUCAGCUGCUACCGCCUCUCCUCCCAUCACGCGCCCACGGAUCACCUUUAUUACAGACUUCGUUUGGGAAUAUUACGAUGGCGACGACGACGACCAGGUCAGCCGGCCUCCUCCCGAGGUGCUCGCCACCACGCGGACUGAUUUCCUUCAACGUGAGCUCUGCCAAUUUAACCCCUGUUUGGAGAACCAGGUGCCCUGUGCCGAGCUGGCGGCCAGCACCCGUUGCCUCUGUCCUGGCAUCAGUGGGCCUGACACGCCUCCGCAUGCACCACGCGUGCAUGUGCUGGCGCCAAUCCCUGAAGGGAAUAAUAGGGGCGAGGUGGAGGUCCAGUGGUGUUCUCCGUCCUCCGUGGUGACUCAGUACAGAGUGGUGGUGGAAGGAAAAGACGGACACGUUAUGGAGAUUGGCAACGCCUUCCGACGAAGCCCGGUGGGCUUUCUGGAAGCAGGAACCAGGGUGUGUGUGGAGGCGGUGAACAAAGCCGGACACAGCACACCUUCACAGUUUUCCUGCCAGCGAUAUGAUCCUCCUUCGUCUUCAGACUACCAAGUGCUGGCGGCCAUCAUCGGUGGUGGAAUCGCCCUUUUGCUCCUCAUCUUGGCCGUGAUCUUCUGGAGGUGCUGGAAGAGCAAGAAGGCCAAGAGAGACUCAGCUGAUGGACUCGGGAACCCUUCGUACAGCAAGGAAGGGACUUUGUGAUCUAGACAGGAUGUCUACAGUAGGACAAGGUUAUUUCCCAUAACAAGAAAUGUGUAAAUAUACAUUGUACAGCUGGGGUGUCCAAACUUUUUCCAGCGAGGGCCACGUAGUGAAAAAUGAAAGGUUGCACUUUGGGUCACUUUGAUAUUUUGCAAGCAAGAAGUUAUAUCUGCUUCCAGAAAAAACUGCAUCUCAGCUUUGUCACAUACUGCAGGUGAACAAGCCGAUUAUUAGUCUCAACUUUGCUCUUCUUGUCCCAUUUUUGCUGUUGUUUUUUUAAUAUUUCAACAUUUUCUUAAAUAAUCUUUGUAAAAUGUUAUUUUUGUGAUAUUAUGACCUUAUUUCCAUAAUAUUUGAACAUUUUCUAAUUUCCAAAAAUGUUCUUAUAAUACGACAACGUGUUUUUUCUCUAAUAUUUCAACUCUAUGCUACUAAUAUGACAUCAGUGUUCCUCAUAGUAUUAUAUGUUUAUUCUUGUCAAAUUGCAACUUUUUUCUUUUUACAUUUUGACUUUAUUCUCGGAAAAUUACAGCUGUUUCUCCCCAGGUGAUUUUUUUUUUAAUUGUCCAACUAUUUCAACUUUUCCUUAUAAAUUUUCUCCUGGUCAUCUUGACUUUACCCCCAUAAUAUUUUGACUUCAUUGUUCUAACAUUGUGACCUAAUUUUCCUAAAAUUGCAAUUUUAUUUGUUGUUUCUUUGGUUGUUUCUCAUAUUUCUCUGUAAAGUAACGUCUUUUUUUUUCAUAUUUCAACUUUACGUUAUUAAAAUGAUGUUAUUUUUCCCUGAUAAUAUUACGUUAUUUUUAUUUACUUUUUCUCGCUUCAUUCCAAUUGUUUUAUUACGAGGAAUGUUACUACUGAUUUUUCCAUUUUUACUGUUGUUGUUGUUGUUGUUUUUUUUGUGAAAUUAUAUUUUUAGAACGUGCCAGGGGCCAAUAAAAAACAGCGGUCCCGGGCUGCAGUUUGGACACCCCUGAUAUAGCGUAAUUUUGCUACUAUACAAGGUUACAGGGCUAGAACUACAUGUUUUUUGCUGGCAAACUGACGUAUGUAGAUUUCUAUUACAGUCUUGUUAAUAUUAUUUUGUGAUAAUAAAACUUGGGUAAUACAAUGAAGUGAGUACAGUGUGUUCCAUAUAUGCAUUCAUUUUCUAUUCUGUAGGAGUUUUUUCUUUAGCAGUGAUGGUUUUAAUAGAGCAGUUUCAUUCAAUUUUGACUUCCUGGUUUUGCUAUUUGUCUUCAUUCAAUCAAUCACUCACACUUCCUCAAUAGCUCAACUUUUAUUUUGAUAUCAAAGUGGCGCUUAAAGAACGUUGAUAUUCUUGUCUGCUUUU